This is a messenger RNA of Condylura cristata (star-nosed mole), 955 nucleotides long. It is a transcript of the gene MS4A7, whose product is annotated as membrane-spanning 4-domains, subfamily A, member 7. Bases 88 to 810 code for a protein of 240 amino acids. Gene Ontology annotation, biological process: cell surface receptor signaling pathway. Lineage: Eukaryota; Metazoa; Chordata; Mammalia; Eulipotyphla; Talpidae. The record is from RefSeq and is a predicted model, not a curated record. The transcript has 6 exons. Gene Ontology annotation, cellular component: plasma membrane; trans-Golgi network.
GCUCAGUGAAGACUGGUCCUCGGCCUAUAUGGAAGUCCACCGUGGGUCCUGACUGCACCCCCUGGCUCUUCCGGCCUCGCCCGCACCAUGCCAUCCCGGUCCCGGCCCCAGGGAGCCCUGGCAGCAUCCCCCGCAGAAAGAGCUGUUAUCUCCACAGGAGAGAAACCUGCACAUUUCUACCAAAAAGAAGACAACUUGGAGGGUCUGCAGAAAGAACCCACAGUCCUGGGGAUUAUCCAGAUCCUGUGCUGCGUGAUGAUUUCAAGUUUGGGGGUCAUUUUGGUUUUUGCCCCCUACUCUCCCCACUUCAGCACAGCAGUUUCCACCAUUGUGACGUCUGGGUACCCAUUUGUGGGAUCGCUGAGCUUUGCCAUUACGGGAGUCCUCUCGAUCAUCUCUGGAAAAAAGUCCAGUAAACCUUUUGCCCUGAGCAGCCUGGUCUCCAACGCCCUGAGCGCCCUGGCCGCGGGGGUGGGGCUCUUCUUCCUGGGGCACAGCCUGGGAGCCGUGGGGGCGCUCUCUCGACAGUGUGACUCAGAAAAGGAGCAUCUCCCCUCCUUGCCUUAUGCAAGCUACUAUCAUUCAAUAGCUGAAGUCAAGAACUGCCUCCUGGCGGGUGUCAGCCUCACAGGCAUGCUGGUGGUAAUGCUUGCCUUCACUGUGCUGGAGCUCUUACUGGCGACAUACGCGUCUGUCUUUUGGUGGAAACAGGUCUACUCCAGCCACCCUGGAGUGUACUUUCUUCGCCUAAGUCACAAGAUCAUACCCAGCAUGUCGAAAAGAGCUCUUCAAGGUCAGGGAUACGAAUAACGCUUGACCUUCAAGGAGAAAGGAGGAGCAACUCCUGGCAAAAUGAUUAAGCUCUGCUGAAAGUUCAGCUACUUUACAGCUCUAGAAAAAAAUCUUAAAAUAGGUUUUGCUUUGGGGCCCUCCCUGGUGGCACAGCAGGUUAAAG